Molecule: messenger RNA, 5239 nt
Organism: Tyto alba (common barn owl)
Lineage: Eukaryota; Metazoa; Chordata; Aves; Strigiformes; Tytonidae
Gene: ARHGAP12
Product: Rho GTPase activating protein 12
Exons: 20
Coding region: 229-2913 (894 amino acids)
Biological process (GO): regulation of GTPase activity; signal transduction
Cellular component (GO): cytoplasm
Molecular function (GO): protein binding
Source: RefSeq, a predicted model, not a curated record
ACGGGGGGCGGUGACGCCGCCGGUGCCCCGUAGCUGACACUCGGCGCGGGCGCGGGCGGGCGGAGGGGUCGCGGCCAGCGGAGCUGGGGAGCGGCCGCAACCGGAGCGGGGCCCGGGCCCGGGCCCGGCCGCGCCGCCGGGGCAGCUCUGAUUAACAGGAAAAUAAGACUUCUGAAACAGAAUGUGGCUUAUCUGUUGCCUGAAAAGGUGAAAUCUUUUCAAGUAGAAAUGGCUGAUAAAGGUGGGAAGAUCAUUCCAGGACAGUUGUACAUUGAAGUGGAAUAUGACUAUGAGUAUGAAGCCAAGGACAAAAAAAUUGUGAUUAAGCAAGGGGAGAAAUACAUCUUGGUGAAAAAGACUAAUGAUGAUUGGUGGCAAGUCAAAAGAGAUGAAAAUUCCAAACCCUUUUAUGUGCCAGCACAGUAUGUGAAGGAAAUACCACGAAAAGCACUGAUGCCACCUGUUAAGCAGGCAAGCAUGCUGCCAAAUAAUGCUUUGAAGUUGACACAUGGAUUACAGAGAUCAACAGAAAAUGUGAAUAAGUCACCAGAGCUUUCUAGUUUUGGAAAAUCUUCUCCAGUUCAAGUGUCUUGCUUAGUUCGAGAUGCCAAUCAAAAUCUAGGAGUGAACAAUAGCCCCGGACAAACUCUUGGUUUGAGUCUGGACCUUACCCAAAACAAUGGAAAACUCAACAAUGAGUUGCAAUCUCCCAAGGUUUCCAAUCAAUAUAGAACUGUCUCCAUGGGUCAUUUCCCAUGUCCAGAGUUCUUGGAAAUAGAGAAGACCAGUUUUUUGCAUGAACAAUCUUGUGAUUCAGCAGGAGAAGGCUCAGAAAAAAUUCACCAAGAUUCGGAGUCUGGAGAUGAACUCAGUAGUAGCUCCACAGAACAAGUGCAGACUGGCAGAAGACCUUCAGCAUUGCCAGAGCUGGUGAAUGCCUUACUGCCAACUACUCCACCAAGCCAAGGGAGGCCUGAUUCACCAGUUUAUGCUAAUUUACAAGAACUGAAAAUAUCUCAGUCUGCACUUCCGCCACUACCUACAAGUGCUCCAGUCCAAAUAAAUGGGGAAUGGGAAACCCAUAAAGAUACAACAGGACGCUGUUAUUACUACAACAGAGGAUCACAGGAACGAACCUGGAAACCUCCACGGUGGGCCCGAGACGCAAGCAUUAAUAAAGGGGAUUCUCACAGCCAUGCAGAUCAUGAGCAUCUUUCAUCAGAAGAAAACGACCACAGUUCUUGUUACAGCCAGUCAGAUAGUCAGUAUGGUUCUCCUCCAAAGGGUUGGUCAGAAGAGUUGGAUGAACAUGGUCAAACCUUAUAUACCAAUGACUAUACUAAUGAAAAGUGGAUAAAACACGCAGAUGAACAAGGCAGACCAUAUUACUACAGUGCUGAUGGUUCCCGAUCAGAAUGGGAGCUACCAAAGUAUAAUGCUUCACCACAGCAGCAGAGAGAUAUAAUAAAGAGUAGGAGUCUGGACAGGCGACUACAAGAACCAAUAGUUUUAACAAAAUGGAGGCACAGCACAAUUGUGUUGGACACCAACGAUAAGGAAUCAUCAAGUGCUUCUAAGGCCAGUUUUCCUGAAAAUGAGUCGUCUUCUUCCCCAAAGCAUCAAGCCACAGGUCAAGAGAAGUACGGGUUAUUGAAUGUGACAAAAAUUACAGAAAAUGGGAAGAAAGUUCGAAAGAAUUGGAUGUCAUCAUGGGCAGUAUUACAAGGCUCAUCACUGCUGUUCACUAAAACCCAAGGAAGUGGAACUGGCUGGUCAUUUUGCCAGGGGGGCUCAAUUCCUGAGCUCUUGCUCUCGCUGCUUUCUUCUUGGAAAAAUGCUCUCAGUCGUCGACCUGCUGUCACCUAUGUAAACUCUGACCAAGUUUCAGCUAUCACUAAGUUUGGUGUCAAUCAGUCUAAGCCAGAAUUUACAGUGGAUCUUAAAGGGGCAUUGAUUGACUGGGCCUCAAAGGACAAAUCCAGCAAAAAGAACGUUAUUGAGCUAAAAACCCGCCAAGGAACAGAACUCUUAAUUCAAUCCGAUAAUGACAGCUUUAUUAAUGAAUGGUACAAAGUUCUUAACUACACCAUCAACAAUCAGGUAAUAGAGUCUGAUGAAACAUUAGAAGAUGAAAUACCAGAUUCCCCUGGGGUGGAAAAACAAGACAAAGAGAAAGAGAAUAAAGACUCCAAGAAACUUCGCUCAGUGAAAGCACCUAGCAAUAUAGAUUCCACAGAUCAGAAAAAGACCAAAACAAAGCUCAAGAAGUUUCUUACACGGCGCCCUACAUUACAAGCUGUCCGUGAAAAAGGCUACAUUAAGGAUCAAGUGUUUGGUUCCAAUCUCACCAGCUUGUGUCAAAGAGAAAACAGCACGGUGCCAAAGUUCGUGAAGCUGUGCAUUGAGCAUGUUGAGGAACAUGGAUUAGAUGUUGAUGGCUUAUACCGAGUUAGUGGCAAUCUUGCAGUGAUACAGAAGCUAAGAUUUGCAGUCAAUCAUGAUGAAAAACUAGACUUGAAUGACAGUAAAUGGGAGGAUAUACAUGUCGUCACAGGAGCUCUAAAGAUGUUUUUCAGAGAAUUGCCAGAGCCGCUGUUCACUUAUAAUCACUUCAACGACUUUGUCAAUGCAAUUAAACAAGAACCAAGGCAGCGUGUCCAUGCUGUUAAAGAUUUAAUCAAACAGUUGCCAAAACCAAAUCAAGACACUAUGCAGGUACUCUUUAGACACCUGAAGAGAGUUGUAGAAAACGGAGAAAAGAACCGAAUGACCUAUCAAAGUGUAGCAAUAGUUUUUGGUCCAACCUUAUUAAAACCAGAGAAAGAGACUGGUAACAUAGCAGUCCACACAGUAUACCAGAAUCAGAUUGUAGAAUUAAUUCUACUGGAAUUGAAUUCCAUCUUUGGACGCUGACAUUUUUCUUGGAUUAGAAACUGGAAGUGAUGGGUUGGCAGCAGUACUCCAUCAGAAGGAGAAUCUCUUGCUGUACAUGAUAGAUUAUGUCUGUGGACCAAGCAGCAACUUAUUUUUUGCACUUUUGGGGAGAGGAGAAAUGUUUGACCACUUCAAUGCGAAUUAAAGACAACACUUUGGAUUUCUUUGAAAAGUUCAAUGUAAAAAGUGAAUUGAAAAGUUUAUAGUUUGCCUUUUUUAAAGUAGCAUUGGAAAAAUAUAAUAUAGGUUCAUACACUGGAUUUCUUGGAGAGUAAAGCUAUUAAUCUCAAACUGGGUAAUCUGGAAUUUAAUCUUAAAAUUCUUCCACUUGAUAGGGAUAAGUCCUACCGACAGACAUGGAAAAAUUCAGUGGAGUUAUAUCUUAAGCUUGUGUAUCACAACCUACUCAGAUCUGUAUGACACUUUUCCAAGGGGUUUCUGCAUGCAGUGACUGUCUUAAACUUGUGCUAACAGUUUGGUUUAGUUAUUCAGAUCUAAUUUCUCACUUGAUACCUGUUGUCCUUUCUUCUUUCCCUGCCCCCUCCUUUUUCUCUUUUUCUUUUCUUUCCUUCCUUUUUUUCCCCAGAAACCUUUCUGAAACUUCUUAGUUGCUUUAUAGAACAGCACACUAUUUCAAACACUGAACUUGUAAGAAUAUCCAGCAAUGGAUAUUUGUCUUGUGGCAUAAUAGAAAUAAUAUUUAAUAAACAUGUUAAUUUUUUCAGGGUAUUUCCUGAGCUAAGUUUUGUGUUAUACUGAUUUAAGGGUAAAAUCCUAAAUAAAUACCAACUGUAACACUGUAUUGAGUUCUUGGUAUAAUGCUGUGGUAGUGGAAGUUGCUUGAUGUAAAUACAAGCUGUUCUUUUGAUUCUUGUAUAUAAUUUGGUUUCUGUAUAGUUCAAGAACACUUUAGUCACAUUUCUAAUCAUGGAUAGAUGAGCUACAGUAGCAUAAUGUUUCCAGUGGAUGUCUGAGUUUCAGCAGAGAAAGAGGUUAUAGGGAGGGAGGGGGGACCUAACUGUGUGCACUUUUAGAUGUUAAUUACAUUUGCGGGCAAAUAACUAAUGCAAAUGGUACUGGAGAAAUACUGAGUGUGCUUGCUAAAUUGUUAAUGCACUACAAGAGGAGCCUUUUAGGUUAUUUAAUAUGUACAGGAUACAUUAGAAAAAUGUAUUAUGAAUUCUAACAGCUACAAUAGUGAAACUCAUGUUUUGAUAGAUAGAUGUUUGAUGGAAUCCAUGAUGCUAAAUUUAAGAUUUUCUUUUUACAUUAAUGUAGAAUAAUUUGUAAAAUUGGUUUUGAAAGAUUUUGUUACAGGGAAGCAUGGUCUGCUGAAGAUUUUUUUAAAUGUAUUUUUCUAGACUAACUGCUGUAUCUGACAUAUUUGUUAUGUCUAACCUGAAUAAAAAAAAAACGUUAGCUAGUUCUUUUAAGAGUUUGCUGUUCCCACUUCAGACAAUGUGAACCCCCUUUAAAGAGUAAGACCAAUGUAUCCAUGCUAAGUGGUAGGAUACUGCUUGUGUCAAAGAGUUGUCAUACUGGAUUAAAAGAUGAAUGCUUACUUUAUAACCUGACAAUUUUAGGAAUUUCCCAGUCGAUUUCUUUAACAACUUAAAUUCUAACAUAAGGUUCAGAGAGUGCGGAAGGAAUUUAUGGAUAUAAAUGCACGGUCUUUAAAACAUAUCCCAACUUUCUUGGAACCUAUUAUACAGAAAACAGAUACAUUGGGGAAAUAAUUGUAUUUCACCUUUGAUUUGUUGUAUAGCUUUCACAACAGUUUUGGCUUACAGCAAUGGGGAUGUGUGGUGAAGUACUGAGGUGUAAUCAGAUAAAUGGUACGAGAAUUUCAUGAGCAUAGGGCUUGCCUGAAAAAAUCUUUGGAGAUAAAAGAGAAGAUGAGUUACCUUGUGGCUUUCUCACUGUCGUCUUGUGGUAAUGGUGAAGUCUUGUGGUUUGUUGCAAAGCAAACCUGGGUGAGAAGUGUGAAAGCUCCAUCUCUCUUGUGUUGUCAGACUCCUGGUAGACUGUCAAACCAGAGCAGUGCCAAGUGGCAGGUGUGCCCCAAGCUACUAGAAAAUAUGAACAAAGUUGAAAUCUGUUGCUGUCGAUUAUUCAAAUCCCAACUUCAACCGUAAAAUAAAAAAGAAUUCUCACCACUAAAUUAGAGGGCUUAUCCACAGGUCACCUUUUCUGUACAAGUGUUAUGUUUUUCAAAGAAAGUCUGUCUUUUUAAAACAACUUGAUAAUGAGGAUGUCACGCCUUUCCUUGUAUUCCCCCAAAAUAAAGCAUUUUGUUAUUACAAUA